CGUACCCAUGCGGCCGUACCUAUUUAUAGUUAUUGCGAACGGACAUCAACAAUAAUUUACAGUUAAUUUGGCGGUUUUCGGUAUUUAUCACGGCGAUAUUCGUUUUUGGUUUUCAUUUGGCCGAAUUUCCCGCUGCGGUCAUUGUAAAUAUAAAACGCGAAUAAUAAUAAUAAUAAUAAUAAUAAUAUUAGAUAGGCGCAAUGAUUCUCGAUACGCAGCUCGACGAAACCCAACGGGCGUUCGUGACAAAAUUAGAUUUCUAUCGGACGGACAAGCAACUCGAAGAGGACGUCACGAGCCUCAUGGAAUGGAUGUCCGAACAGCCGCAUUUGCCCAGUGUUACAGGUGAGUCCGACGCACGGUCCCCCGAGCGCCACCCUUCAGCCAGCAGUGGCGGCUAUCACCGUGUAUGGCGGCCACCGUAGUGAAUGAAUGGGUAGGUGGAAUAAAAUUUCGUAAAACAAACCUAACAAUACCGGGUAUGAUAAUGUCGAUCGUAGCAAUAAAAUUUAAUUCCAACGUGCGUAUAGCCAUACACUCACUUACCGGUACAAUACCGGGUCCUGAGGUAAUACUUGGCGGAGUGUGGUUUUUUUUUUUUUUUCUUCAUAGUGCGGCUUCACUGCCCGACCGCACACACGGCUUGGGUUUGGGUCCCGCCCAAACGUCAGACCGUUCAACACAAGUCCCAGCAGUAAUAAUGAUAAAAGCCGGGUACCUGGUAGCUCUCAGUGGUAGAGCAAUCGCCCGGCAAGCCAGGGAUUUUUGCUAUUUUUUAGCACUGUGUUCCUGUCGAGAGGUCAAUGGGGUAGGGGAAGGCAAUCCGAGGGCGAAGUCGAUUUCCAUUUUUUCGUUAAAAUAACACUAUUUUCAAUUCCUUAAUUCUAUAAGUACUUCGAACGAGUAAAAACUUUGAAAUUUUAUAAUUUUUAUUUUUAUUUUACGGAAUAGAUCGUUGAAUAAACAAUAAAAUAGUUUAAAUGGUAUAAUAAAAUAAUACGUUAAAAUAUAUAGGCUUUGAAGCUUUUUUAGUUGUUAUAAACAUCUACAAAAUAUCAGUGAAUGUAAAUAACCUUGGAUUAGAUUAAAGACUCGUUUGUAUUAUAUUAUUAUUUUACUGCUGUUCAUUAUACAAAUCAUAAACCAUUUAAAAAAAUGAUUUAUAAUUCGGUCGUCGCGACCCGUGCAACGACUCACGUAAUCUGAACAUUUAAUAGGUCAUAAUAAUAAUUUGAGUAAGUAUAAAACUACUAAUAUUCAUAUAAGUCUUAAAUAAUAACAAAAAAUAAAAAAUAAAAAUAAUUGGUAAUUAUAGACGAAAUAAUAUCAAAAAAGUUAUGAAUUUAUGAUAAACCGUGUUUUUUUUUUUGUACUUUGAUCUAACAUUCUUUACUUCAAUAUUGAUAAACUGAUUUUAUUCACCCCGUCAAGGGACGAGUAGAGUCACCAAAUUAAACAAACAAAUUUAAAAAAAAUUAAGAAUGUUUGAACGAAUUUAGACGGUAUAAAAACAUAAUAUCAAACAUUACGUAAAUUGUCGUCACAACUUUAUUAUUUAACCUGAAAAUUCGCAAUUUUAGAGGUCGAAAAUCCUUUUAAAUUCGCCCGAGUGACCCAGAUAGCCGAACCUGUUUAAUAGUCGACGGCGUAAGUCAGUGGCGGAUUCAAGGAGGAGGCGAGAGGGCUCAUCCUCACCCCACCCCCCUCCUUGACAGUUAUAUUAUAUAUUUUGUAGUUGUAAUAAUACAAUGAGUUAACAAUGAUUAUAAAUCGUGAUUCAAAUAUCAGUCAUGUAUCACGUUGAUACUUGAUUGUAAUAUUAGAUAUAUAUUGUAUUUUAUAUUUAGUGAUCAUUGUUCAAAAUUAAUAUGAACAAUUUUAGGCUCCUCCCCCCCCCCAAAAAAAAAAAAAAUCCUGUAUCCACCACCGGCAUAAGUUCUCUAUCAUGAAAAACAAUGCUUACUUUUCGUUUUUCAAUCUUCGACUAUGUAACGCAUACCGAACACUGUCGUAAAACACCAAAACCGUAUGUGGGCGUACGAUAACUCGUGCAUACCAAGUCCACUCGCCGGACCUUGUCUCUAAUCACUAAUAAUUAUUAUGACCUUGACCGUCACGAGCGCAAAAUGUUUUAAUUACCGGCUGGCGGAAAGAACACACGCGGGGUUCUUAUUUUCUCAAACAAUUAUAAUAUUAUGAAGACCAAUCGUCGUUAAGAAUUAUUAUCGUUUCACAACAUUACAAAAUUGAGUCCGUGCCAUCAAGUAUAUCAUUAUUAUUGAUAUCGUCAGUGGCGUGCUCAGGAAUUUUCAAUGGGACUGAUGUGGCAAAUAAGAAUCGUGAAUAAAUCGUAAAAUCGUCUGCUCCACCCAACUCGACUAUGAGAAUUUGUAAUUUAAAAGCCGGAUUGUUUUUUCGCGAUAAUAUAAUAAUAUUGUAUUGACGGUACGUUUUAAACCAAACCGCGAUUCUAAUAAUCGUCUUUGUUCUUUACUCGUAUAGUAAACCCCAACAACCGUUUUGAACAAAGCCUUCAAGGGGGGAGGGCUUAUCCCCUCCGAAAAUUGUAGGACCAUCCAAAAAAACUCCCCCUAAUAUUCACCAGGAUACCCACUGAUGGGGGAAGCUACUUAAAAUGUCAACUCCUCUCGCCAAAGUGUAUACCUCAAAUUACAGCGUCCGGCAUUGGAUCCGUUGACGAAUAAAAAACUAUUGAAAUUCAAAAACGACUUGUCAUUAUCGCCGACCACAGGCCAUUGCGCCGAAAACUGUUACCGCGAUUUUCGAUUGUAGACCCACAUAUAGUUAAUAGCAUCGAUUAAAUAAAAUCAAUGAUACUAUUAUAAAAAAACAACGGAAUAACAAUAAUAUUGAUAAACAAUGCAUUUAGUUUAAUCAGCUAUCAAAGUAACGAGUAUGGUAAUAUCAAACAAUUAUUUAUAUGCAUACGCAAUAUGUGAAAAAACAAAAAGAAAGACCACUAGAAUAAUAUUCGAAUUGUAUUUGUUAUUGUAGGCGAUAUUUAAUAUUGAACUAUGGAUAGUUCGGUACGCUGAACAUCGUCUAGCAGAGGGCUCCGCCUUUAAAUCCCCGGUCACCCUUCAGAGCACACUUUUGUUAAACUUUUUUUCGUCCCGGCUUUUGUCCAGGAUACAGGGGAAUGGAAUGGAAUGUUUGCAGUUUACAUGUUCACUCGAUACGGUUGGGAUUAAGAAGUUGUCUUGUAAAAAUUCUCAAAAUGCGAGUCCGAUUUAUGUAUCUUCAUUCACUUUUAAUUCGUACUACGAAUAAAUAAAUAAUAUAUUUCAUGACUCGGGCAAUUAUAUUAUAAACUUUAUCUAAUAUCUGCUCAAUCUAAUUAUUUCUUGUUAUCUAGUAGUAUCAUCAUUUUAAAAAUAUAAUUUAUUAGCUAGGUAUUAUUUUUUAACUAUUUUCUAUUGCCCAAUAGUUAAAAGUUGUAAUUUUUGAAACUUUACAGAUGAUUGAACGUUUAUUCUCAAAAGUCAAAAACGUAUAUUUUAUUUCAUAAAUAUAUUAUAUAACAUUAUACAAAUAAUUUACUCUCAUUUCAGUCUAACGAACCUUAGCUAGUUCAUACAAUAUUAUAUCUGGAACUUGAACUUAAACUAGUUAAAAAAUAACUUUUCCAUUAUUACAUAAUAGCAGUCGCAUUGUUUCUAUAUUCACAUUUUAUUUUUUCACAGAUAAAAAAUGGUUAUCUCAUUUUAUCGUCGGAUGCAAGUACAAUUUGCACAAAACGAAACAGACUAUCGACGCGUAUUUUGUUACCCGAGCGGAACAUCCGGAAUUUAUUUGUACGUUCGACUUGGAACAGGUUUUAUAUAAUAGGAAAAAUGGGCAAGUAUUUGUUUUGAGAUAUGUAGUUAUUUGUUCCAGUUUUUGUGAUAUAAUAUAAAUACGAAACGAAUGUCGGCGAAAUUAUUUAUAUAUUUUUGUUUUUAUUUUGGAAUAAUAAUAGAAUAAUAGUUGUUGUAUUAAAGUUUCAUAACUUUUUAACUAUAGAUCGAAUUGUGUCUUCCCAAAACUGACACCGGAGGCUUACCGAGUGAUGUGUAGCAGAAUGUAUCCGACGGCGAAAGACUUGAAAUUGGACUUUUUACUCUCCUUCCAAUCAUACCUAGCUAUUCUGGAUUUGCAAUUGAGAAUCGAGCCCAUGCAUGGAGAGAUUUUCUUGUUCGACCUAGAAUACCUCCCCCUGAGUCAAUUCGUGAACUUACCGCCUUUGAUGACCAAAAAUUACAUCAAUAUGUGUUUCGUGAGUUUAUCUUUCGAGACGUUUAAUUUAUUUUUGUCAACAACUUAUGCCUGUGGGUGGUCCGAUAAUGAGCAAUAUCUUUUACUAAAUAAAGAACAUAAAAUAAAUAAUUAUGUCUAUAAGUUAUUCAUUUAUUAGGUCGAUAAGAUUUUCUUUAAAGGUGGUACAGUGGUAACUAGUAGGUUGUCAAUGAUUUUGAAGGGUAACCGAAGAAAAGUCUAAGUUAAUUUUUGGUAACAUCUAUAUAUCUAUAUUAAAAAUAUGAUUUCUGAUGUAAGAGGACAAACUACAAAGAACUGAAGCGGUUAGUUUACGAUAGAAAAGAGUAAAGAUAAUAUGGAAGACUGAAAAACCUGUAACGUUUAGGGUGAAUAUUAGAAGAGGAGAAUCUAUAGAUAGGAAAUUGUUUUUAAGGAAAUUUUCUGUCUGUAAACAUAUUUUCUAUUGAAAAUAGUCAAGAGACAUUUUUUGUAAUAUUUUUGAUCUAGCUAGUCGGUGUGUAAAAAGUUCAUGUUUUAAUUUUUGUUAAAGUUUUCUUAAUAAAUAUUCUCUUAUUUAUUACUGGAGAGGGAAACGAGAUAGUUAACAGAAAUAACGGUUUCAUUUUUUUCGAUUUUUUUUUUUUUUAAUUUAGUUAAAAGUAAUCGCAAAGACCUGACAUUUCCACAAAUACUGAUACUAGCCUUAGCUCCUAGUGGUGAUAAAAUAUUCAUAACUUUCUGGAGAUUUUUGAGCUAUUUAUAAGCAUCUGAUAUUUUCUAGUUUUUCUUAAUUUUUAUUUAGGGUUAUGUGUGAUAAAAUUGUUUCACGAAUCAGAAAUAAUUGACAUUUGAAUUAGUGAUGGAGAUCCGAAAAUCCGGAUUUUCAAAAAAAAAAAAACAGCAAUUUAAGCCAUUUAAAUCAUAUAAGUGUUAAAUAUUUUUAAAGUAUAAAGCGGUGUACCUAGUUUAAAUAUUUUUUACGAAAAUAUAAAAAAAAAAACUCUUAACUUUAACUAUAAAAUGCUUUCGGAUUUCAGAUUCCAGAUUUUCGGAUUUUAACAAAUCCGAAAUCCAAAAGCAUUUUAUAAUUAAAGUUAAGAGUUUUUUUUUUCAAAUUUGUAUCCAAAUAUUUAACUUAGGUACACAGCUUUAUAAUAUAAUAAUAUUUAAUAUUUAUAAGAUUUUCAAGGGGCUUAAAUAGCGUUUUUUUUUUGAAAAAUCCAAAUUUUCGGAUUCCCAUCGCUAAUUUGAAUACAAAGUUUAUUAUAAUUUAAACUUGGCGGUAAAAUAAUUUUUGACGAAAUUCGUAAGGGUACGGCCUUUCGAAGCAUGUUUAACCGAACUUCGCUCAGAAUCGUAUUUCGUAUAUAAAAUAUAUAUAUAUUAUACUAAUUUAUGUCCUCUAAACCUUCCCAAAUUUCUACUUACUAUAGCAGUGCACACAUUAGCGGCAAUAUAAGCUCUUUUAGAUUCUAACCUAGAAAACCAUUUAAUCGUUUAUCGUUGCUUGCAGAUAUAAAUUAAAUAACUUUGUGUACCUUACUUUUCUAACUUGAUAACAGUGACGCACGGUUCUUGUUGUUUUUAAAUAUGUAAUACUAUUGCACAAAGCGAACAUAAUGGCAUACGAAUAUUUUUUUUUAAUUACUUAAUUAAUUCGGUACUUAUUAUUUCAAGGAUCAUUGAUGUAUAACAAUGUUUUUUUUGUUUUACAGAAUUCGUUCCCAUUAAGCGUGAAGGGCUUCCACUUUAUAAAUCCACCGAAGUUCAUAGGCAAGAUUAUGACCUUGGCUAAAAUGUUGUUGCCGAAGAAACUUAAAAAUAGAGUAAUAUUGAAAUUAUGAUUAUAAAUAGAAUGGUUAAGCCACAAGUCACCCGCAAAAGUUCUUUAAAAAAAAAAAAACCAUUCCGUGUCGUGAUCUAGUUAUUAAAAAACCACUAUGGUACGAUUGGUAAUAUUAUUUUUGAUGACUAUAAUCAUCUAGAUUUUUGAAUCUAAAUAUAUUAAUAUACUCACCGGGAGCACUAAUUUGCAAAAAGUAAAAUUAUGUAACAUUUGUGGAACUCCGUAUUAUACAUUGCAUUACCAUUAUAUAUGAUAAUAUACUCAUAUAUAUAUAUAAUGGUUACGUGACAGUUUUACAAUUAUCAUCUAUAAAUGAUCGUGGUCAAAAUACAGGGUGAUCAAUCCUCGAUAAGACAUUCAUUUUAUCGAAAAUUAUUAACUUUUUUCAGAUAAGUUAAGAAGCUCUAAAAUGUUAUUUUAUUGUCAUCCACGAGUUCAAAUUACUAUAAUUUAUUCGUAAAAUUGUUUUCGCAUCACAUGCCCCAACCACUGAAGCCUAAUAGUGUAGGUAACUAAACGGCAAUAAUAAGAUGACGUUCUGUAAUAAUAUCGUAAUCAUAGUAUGAAAAUAUGAUAAUAUUGCCUUCCUUUUACCAUCCUCUACUACAAUAAUUAUCAAUUAGGUAAUGCAGGGGUGUACCUAGGUAAUUUUUACUACAGGAGGAGUUUGUAUGAAAAUAUUAAAUAAUAAUAACACUGCUACAUUCUUUUUUUAAGUUCUUUAAAAUGUCGGAGGGAAGGAGAUUAAAUACUCCCUCCCCCAGGCACGGCCUUUUCAUGUGUAGACAGUACGAGUUUUAAUACAAAGUACACUAAAAAUGUAUUGAACUAAUUAGAUAUUUAAACAAUUAUUGGAGAGUUUAAAAUAAUAUUUUUUCGACCAAUAAAUAACUAAUAAGUGUACCAAAUAACUUGAUACACUAAAUAAUGUAUCAAGUUAUUUGGUUGUAGGUUAGGGCGUUAGAUUAGAAAACCAAAAGGUACAAACAGUUGUGCGUCCGAUUUCUUCGCCAACAAAACCUUUUUUUCCAAACAUUUCUUAAUUUUUACCUGGUCAGUUUAACUAAAUAAAUUAGGUAGUUGAAUUUUUACCUAUAUCAACUUGUAAAUCAGUUAUUACUUUAAUUUGAUAAUUUGUUCGGUACUUCCAAACAUAAAAUUGGAAUAUCUCGAUAAUGGGCACCGGAUAUUUAAAAUCUCCACACCAAAAUAUGUAUUUAAACUAUCAUUUCAUCUAUUUAUGCAAUUUUUAUUAUAAGUUAUUAUUUGAAAAUCAAAAAUGGAUAGUGGUUUUACACUUACAAAAAUAAAGGUGCAUAAAAAACCAACAAUGUAACAUUUUAAAGUUAUAAAAAAAACGAUUUUUGUUUAAAAAUAUAUUGACGUAAAAUGUUGAUAAGUUUUAUUUAUACAAAUACUUAGUUUCGGCUUACGCCAUCACCAGGUUGCUGAUAAACAAUUUUAUAUUAUGGUUUACAUAAAACAAUUUAAAAAAGGAACAAUAUAAAUUUUAAAAUAAAAAUGUAUAUAUUAUUUAAUAUAUUUUUUUAAACAAAAAUGUUUUGUAUAUACUUAAUUAAAAGUGUCAACAAAUCUCAAAUAUACAAUUUUAGAGUUGUUUGUUUCACAAAGUUUUCAAAAAAGAAAAAUCCCAAUAACGUUAAUAUAUUCCGAGAUAAUGAGUGUCUUAUCGAGGAUUGUAUCAGAGGAUCCUCUGAUACAAUUAUCCACUACUAAAUCAAACAAAUGCAUUUAAUUUUGUUUACGAAUGUCUAUUUUUAUAAUAUCAUUAAUAUCGCGUAUUUAUGUUUUGUAUAGAUAUACGUCCAUAACACGCUGGAAUCUCUUUACCAAUUCAUUCCGAAAGACGUCCUCCCGGACCAAUAUGGUGGCACCGCCGGAGAUCUCCGAAGUAUCGAAGGCGAGUACCCACCGAUAUAAUAUUACAAUUUUAUUAUAUACUAAGAUAUUUUGAUGAACGUUAUUGUUAUUAAAUUUUUUUUUUUUUUGUAUCGUUACAGACAAUUGGUUCGAAUAUACUAUGGCUAACAACGAAUGGUUAGGAAACAGACCGAAAGCCGAUUUGUCCAAACGGGUCGGCCAACUGAAACUCUGUGAACUAAACGUGAAAGAUAAAUUCAAAAAACUGGAAAUUGAUUAAAACCAUGACAUAAUAUAUAUUUUAUACCUAGUUAAUAGUAUAGUACAAUGUAUAAUAUAUAAAAAUAGCGUAAUAAUUUAAAUUGUAGAUACCGAAUGUUUUGUAUCUUUGUUAUUUUUAACAUGUAAAAGUCUAUGUCGUUCUUCACAUAUUUUUAUCAAUAUUAUUAUUAUUAUUAUUAUUAUUAUUAUUAUUUUUAUUUGCGGGUUCAUUGUUUUUCUAUGCAUAUUGUAUUGAGGUUUUUAGUGUUAUAACCCCUCCUUUAUUACUCUGUUUUAGCUCACGUUUGUUUCAGAAGGCAAUAGACUUCUUAACCCCUUUGAUCCACCUAUCCCUCCUCCAUUGACAAAUAGUGAAUACGCUAUUGUCUAUAUAAUAAUAUGAACCUGUAUAUAGUAUGUGUAAUAUAUAUUAUGUCCUCAAUUAAAUCUUUUUUUUUUUGUACUCUUUGAAAACACUUUGAACACACGCCCUUUCUACGUACUUGGUGUUAAAAUAUUGUUUGUACAUAAUUGUAAUUUUAUAAUUUUAAUCGAAAUUAUUUAAAUUAUUAUACUAAAUUAAGUUUAUUUUAUAAUAAAAUCUAAUAAUAAAGAUUCCAUUGAUGUAACUAAUUACUGUCCUAGUUCAGGAUUGUCUCUUAUUGGCAAGCUCUUUGAACUCCGAGCUUAUAAAAAAAAAAAAUGUGUAUUAUUCCUGGAUCAACACGAUUUCUUCCCUAAACGAUCAAGAUAUGCUCAAGUAAUGGCCGUUACUAAUAUAUUAUAAUAGAUAUUAUCGUCUCCUAGCUGCUACGUUUUAGAUGUUUUUAAAUUCCAUCAUUAAGUAAAUGUUAUUUAUAUAGAUUUACAAAAAACUUAAUAGCAUUAUUUACAAAAAUAUAUUAUUAUUAUUAUUUAUUUAUUUGUCAAUAAAAACAGUACAAACAUUUGAAAUUACAAGAAACUUAACAAUAUUGAGACUUCCUCAAUAAACGGAGCUGUGAUAGGGGAUAGUGAGUUCAAAAUGUAUAAUAAGCAUUGAUUAAGAACUAAAAAUUAUAGUAAAUCUAUAAUAGAAUACAUAACAAAUAAAAAAUAAACUUUUAGUAAUGUUAAUCUAAUGAAGUCCUAUCUAAAGAUAAGAAGAAACAAAAAUAAAGUAAACAAAUAAAAUUAAUUGUAUUAGUUACACCAGAGGUUCCCAAACUUUUCCUACUCGUGGCACCCUUUUAGAACUGAAGUUUGCUCAUGGCGCCCUUAAUAAAAUGUACGACCUUUUUUUUUAAAUAAAAUAGUAUAUAAUUAUACACUGAAAUAUUUAAUUUUAAUUUUAUUAGGUAAAGUAAAUUAGACAUAGUUUAUUUGUAGAAAACAGUUGAAUUAGUGAAAUCGUUCGUUAUCGUAAAAUAUCGUUGUUUAUUUUUAGACCAGAUAACGUAGUCGGCAGCGAGUCACAGCCGCGGCUCCGCCGACAACACACCGCGGCGCACAGUCUGGGAACCUCUGAGUUACGCAUAUUAUUCAGGUCUACGAGCAGAGCGAAUUCGAUUAAUAAAUUUUUAAUUCCGUUCGGAGGGAAAUUUUCUUGAGGUGAUACGCUGUCCACUCCCUGUUGAUCGUUUCGCCAAAAAUAAUAUUACUCGUACGCGAUCUGUUACCCCGUACGGAAUGUAAUCGUUGGCGACGGCGGCCCCCCGGACCCUCGCAACAUCGUGCGUGCCGUUCCGGGAAUCCAUUGCGAAAAAAACGUAUACGUGUAUACAUAUAGUCAGCAGCGUACCACACGGCGCGCGAGGACCCGUAUGAGAAAAAUUUGUAGUGUUCUCGGUUUUUCCCGUUCGGUCGCGCGCGAAUUCAUUCUGCGAACGUAAACCGAUUUCCGUGGGUAAUCGACCGGCGACAAACCGAUCGUCGGUAGUGAUUUUACCGCCGCCAGCCGGUGCGCUCGUAUUUUCCGGUCCUCUCGUCGCUGUCGUUUUGUGUCGCACGGGGUAACGGCGAAAUCGCCUCGUCGCGCGGACACCCGCGAACCGUACGGGCCGAAGCAUUGUACACGCGCGUGUUGUUGGAAAGGGAGAUUCGGAAAUUAUAAAUAUAAAAAACCCUGUAGCCGUUCCGCGCAAAGCGGAACCGGCAGACGUUAAAUUGGACGGUUUGUUGGAAAAACUUCCAGAAACAUUAGCACGGCUUAGAAUCGACAAUUACCGUCAUCUUAUGGAUUUCGGCAUUACGCGGGAUUUUGUUGGCGUGUUUAACAAAACGGAUACGACUCGUUUUCUAACAGACAAUCGCGAUUUUUCGGAACCGAGGAGAGCACGGCGGUGGCGCCAAUAAAAUUGUAGAUAAUAACGGAACAGAUGGCGCAGACUGUUUAACACGGCCAGACACGAAUGCCAGAGUUAAAAUGUAUAACGAAUUUGUGUGCCAAAUCACCAGUCCUGGAGUCAACAAACGGAUUACUAAUCGAUUCGUAAGUCAAGCAAGGUACCGGCCGUUUCCAUUAAUAAUUAUAGUCGUAUGGGUUAUUAACGUAUUGGAUACAAAUACCGGUCCAAAGAGAGAGAAAAAACGGAUUACGUAUAACUCCUUCGAACGAUUGGUUAUAUCCGUUUAUGUAAUUUAUCAUUUGUUCAAACCAAUCCGUAAUUAUGAUAAUACCGUAGUACGACACGGACGUCCGUCGGUCAUCGAUGGGAAUUAAAAAUCCAUCUUCGCGCUUUCCCUCUCGUCCCGGCCCGAAAACCCGCCGACCUUCUGUGCGGUCACCGCCGACCGUACGUUUCCGAAUCGACUACGCGUCCAAAUGUUCGUUUUGCCGAUCUCUAAAGUCCGUUUACCCGCGCAUCCCGGACACUUUCGUUUCGUCUUUCUAAUCAUAACCGUCAACUGCACCGGUACAAGCGUUUUCUUUUCGCCGACCGACCGCAAUGCAUAAUAUCAUAAUACGCGGUCUUGCACGUUAGAUUCCGAAUACGGUAAAUAAAACUCUAUAGAUUUACGCGGAGAUGUUGGGGUUUUUUUUUUUUUUUUUUUUUUUUAAGAUCCGAAGUGCGGCAGUUCGGCCCCCAGAUUUCAUUUCCCUCGGGGGAAAAAAAGCGUUUCGACUAACGCGAACGCUCUGAAUCGGUAUUCAAAUCGUGCUCCGAACCAUUUCACUUAAUUGGAAUACGUGUUCUGGUUUCGGUGGUGCCAACGCGUUUUUUCUAGAAAAAUGAAAAAACAAUAACGAACGUGCGGAGUACGCGUUGAUUAUGCAUUUGUUUAUUUCCGGGUUACCCGGAGGGAAACGCCAACACCUCCGGGGUCGUUAUCGUCGAUCCCAAUGGUUUACCGUCGGGUUCGGUAUGCGUAAACCGAAUUGCUAUGUCCCCGACUGGCCACUCCCCCGGCUUGAAAACUCGGCCUGUCCGUGAUGCGACACGCCGAGCGCGGCUUCUCAAUAACCUGUGUUACAAUUCGCGGGUCAUGUACGCGUUGGCCGGAAAUUGACAAGACCGCAACAGUUUAUACGCUCGCAACAACGGACGGUAAAUUAACGAGACCUCUAAAAAAAAAGAGAAAAAAACGUGAUUUUUUUUUUUUUUUUGGUUUUUACCAAACCGUAUAUGAUUAUUUUGCAAUCGAUCCUAACGUAAUGAAAUCGAAUAUCCGCGUACGCAUCGUUCAAUCGUAAAACUACAGUCGAAUUCGCUUAUAACGAUCUUCUAGGGACCUAGGGAAUCCGAUCGUUAUAACCGAACUUCGUUAUAUCCGGAUCAUAAAAAGUAACAUGAUUUUUUUUUUUUGAAAAAUCGAUUUAUUAAACACAUUUUUUACUUUUUAAUUUUAUUUACGAUUGCAUAUUUUAACAUUCGAGGUGUUUAUAUAUAGAUUUUAAUAGAAGUUAAUUUAUUUAUUCUUUUAUUUGACAUUUUUAACUUAUCCGGAUCGUGUCUAAACGGAUAGCAAUCGAAACGGCAACUAAACGACUAAGAAACGUAGGUAUCCUGUAUACAAUACGGUCGUACAAGACACAUUAUCUGUUACAGAUACGAUUGAGAAUUAUCGAUUUGGACGGAAUCGAAUUUACUACACGGCGUACAAUGUGCAUGCAUAUUGUUAACCGCUAUGGGUGAUUAUAAAAACCAAUUUUCGUUUUAAAAUAACAUCGCAUAUGAAACCAACCGAACGCAUUGAUUGGAAUCGUUUUACCCGGAAUAUCGUUAUACGCGAAUUUCACUGUGUUACCCGCGUUAUUAUUGUUACGCAGUUUUUCGACGAAAUCUGACGUCCCGGCGCCCGGCACACCCGCUGUUGUUUCCGUCAUUGCAUUUGUUUUUUUAUGUAACACGCCGCUCCGGUUCUCACGGAUUUCGAUACGUUUUUUCGUUUCGCUAUCGUUUUGCUCAUUGUUAUUAUUCAUAUUCCACAACGGACGGCCACCGGUUCGCGCCCGUCGCCAUCGCAUUCUGAAUAAUACACGAGUAUAGUGUACGAGUACGCCCGACGAUAUUCGAAAUAUCAUUACUUUCAUUAGACUUUACUCUGACCAAAUUACACGAGUAUAUUAAUUAUUAUUAUUAUUUUUUUUUUUUUUUUCGUAAUACUCCGUCGUUGUUAAUAAAUCUCGGUAAUUGGUACCUACUCGAGUGUACUGCUUAAAUUGUAUGUAAUUAUUUUAAACUAGGUUAGUAAGUAUAUUAUAAUUAAUUAAUUAUAUUAUAAUAGAUAAUUUUAAUCACUAAUUUAUAAAUCGUAUCAGGAGAAACGAGUUAUUUUAUUCCGACAAUUAUAAUGUAUUUAUUUUUUACUGAAUUCUGAGCGUAGCGAGGAACGUGUCCGUUUUACUAUGACGUGUGUUGUAAUUUUAUAUUCGCGUGCAACUUUUCUAUUAGACAUUUCGCUCCAAACAGAAAAUUACAAGACACACAAAAGACAUUGUUUGUUAAAUAUUGAAUCGAGUUGCUACAUUUGUGUCGAACGGAUUUUCAGGCCACUCGAUUCGUCGACAACCGAAAUUAUUUAAUAUAAUAAUAAUAUUGUUAAAAUAAUAUUUACUUAUACUGUGUGUAAUACAUCGUGAACAUUGUUGAAGUCAAUUGUCAAUAUGCAAACUUUACAGCAAUCAAUCCAUUGAUUUUACUAUGAUGCGUGUGUUAAUACACACACAUCAUUUGUGUGUUAAUGACUUUUCUACUAGAAAUCUUACGCUCCGGCGUAUAAAAUGAAGCGCCAUUCUUGCGAUUAAAUUUUAUCUAGUUGGUGCAUUGAGGAGGAGGUCGGUUUUUGAAUUUUCCAAGUGGUAAUCAUCAUAAAUGAAAAACGAUAUUCAUUGUUUUAAAUUUUUACGCAAGACGUUUUCUUUUAAAAAUAUUGCUCUAAUAUAAAAGUGAGACCUUACAUAAGACUUUUUGUGUUGAAUUUUAAAUUUUGCGAGUAGGUACCUACUCUGUGAAUAUAAUUGUUAGACUAAUCAGAAACUCUUAAAAAAUUAACGGGUGGUUUAUUAUAAGUCGUACUUGGCGGUCGAAAUAUAAAUAAAUUAAAUGCAACGUAGUCAUUUUUUUAAAAAGUUUUAAUAUCAAAUUUUAUCGGAAAUCGUACAUAUUUCAAAACAUUUAUAACCGAACUUCACUCCGAAUCGUUUUUCUUUAGCAAUGGCUUAUCGUUACUCACAGAUUAUAAAUUGAAUAACUUUGUGUAUCCUAUCUUCACAACUUCUACAAUAGUGGCACACUCGACCACGGUAUUGGUUCUUUUUUUUUUUUUAAAUUUUGGUUUUUACCAGAAAUCUAAAUCCAAAUUUCAAGAGUAAUAACAUUUUUUCGGUAAACAGCUGUUUUCUUGUUGGUGUAUAAGAAUGUCGUUUUGUAUUGAUAUAGCAGUUUUUUAGUAAUUGGACAAAAUAGCAAAGUUUACGGCACGCGGCAUUAACGGAUUUAUUAUUUUCGAUUUUGUUUUUUUUUGUUUUAAUUCGGUUAAAAAUAAUCGUAGAAAUCUGAAAUUUUCAUUAAGUACUAUGUAAUACGUAUAUUUAUAUUAACCAUUCAUUUACGUGGUAAAAUUUUAGACUGGACUUUACCUAAUCACAAACAAAAACAAAUAAAAAUCUUUUUUUUUAAACUGUCGUCGAAAAACCUUUUUAAAAUUCUGUAUUUGAACGUGACAUUCUUUUCCAUAACGCUCUGCUAGACUCAAUAGCUAGCCAAAAAAAAAAAUAAUAAUAACAGCAAGUUCUAUUAUUCUCGAACCCCAGCAUAUUUAUAAUAUUAUUUGGCUUCGUGUGAUUUAGGUGGACUUGGCCGU
Molecule: messenger RNA, 14530 nt
Organism: Cinara cedri
Lineage: Eukaryota; Metazoa; Arthropoda; Insecta; Hemiptera; Aphididae
Source: the annotation of a GenBank genome assembly